Molecule: messenger RNA, 1451 nt
Organism: Notolabrus celidotus (New Zealand spotty)
Lineage: Eukaryota; Metazoa; Chordata; Actinopteri; Labriformes; Labridae
Product: serine/threonine-protein kinase SBK1
Exons: 4
Biological process (GO): peptidyl-threonine phosphorylation; peptidyl-serine phosphorylation
Molecular function (GO): ATP binding; protein serine/threonine kinase activity
Source: RefSeq, a predicted model, not a curated record
UUGCUGUUUUUCAAACUCCAGUGACUGUUUGGGAAACUGACCGUACAAGUAAGAUGAUUGAGCUGGGCCUGAGCCUGGCUGACGGCAGCCUGAUCGAUGAGCUGAUGGAGCUGACGGCACAGAGCCUGAGUAACCUGGAGAUCCAGGAGCACUUCAACAUCGUCAAAGAGAUCGGCAGAGGGAAAUACGGCAAAGUGCUGCUGGUGACACAUCGCUUCAGGGGGACUCCUAUGGCCUUGAAAGUGAUGCCCAAAACCUCGACUAAGCUGCAGGGCUUUCUGCGCGAGUACUGCAUCUCCUUACACCUGUCUUGCCACCCCUGCAUCGUGGGCCUCUUUGGCAUUGCCUUCCAGUCUAAUGACCACUACUGCUUUGCCCAGGAGCUCGUCAUUGGCAGGGACCUGUUUGCUGUCAUCCAGCCAAAGGUGGGUAUCCCAGAAUCCUCGGUCAAACGUUGUGUUCUCCAGGUUGCCAGUGCUCUGGAGUUCAUCCACAGCCAUGGCCUGGUCCACCGUGAUGUUAAGCCUGAAAACAUCCUCCUGUUGGACAAUCACUGCUGCCAGGUCAAGCUGGCAGACUUCGGUCUGGCCCAGAAGAGAGGCACUCUGAUCCGCUUCAUCACAGGAACCCUGCCUUACAUGGCCCCAGAGCUUUGUGGCGUGGCCUUACUGGAGGACCAGAAAGAAGUGUCUGCCCCUCCACUCAGUGUGGAGCCAAGCCUGGACACCUGGGCCUUUGGGGUGGUUAUCUUCUGCGUCCUUACUGGCUACUUCCCCUGGGAGCGCUGCAUGGACUCGGAUGACUUCUACCUGGAGUUUGCAGACUGGUGCAGACUGGAGGAAAGGCCCUACGGUGAGGAGGACAUUCCUCCAUUGUGGAAAAGAUUCACUCCAGAUGCCAUGGAGAUGUUUGGUAAGCUCCUGGCUCCAGAUUUAGAAAAUAGGUGUACAGUCGGGGAGGUGAGAGCGUACGUAGAGAAAGACUGGCUUAGGAGUGUGAAUGGGAUGGAGCAGGAGCAGACAACAGAGAAAUAAGUCAGCUCCAGGAGUAAUCCUUGGCAUGCCCAGCUGCAGGAACAGCCUAAUACUUGCUUACAGACUUGGUUUUUAUGUCACCUUUAGACUCUUGGUGCCUCAAGGGGAGGUCAAAUAUUUAACAUGUAGACUUCAAGCCAGGCAUCAAGUGUGAACGGUAAUGAAAACAAACACGCAUUAGGGGUUUAUAGCAUUAAAAGAUAGGACUCAUUACUUUAAGGCUUGUUUCUCACAGGCAGUUUGAUACAUGCGGAAGCAGAAGACACACAGAUUAGCAGAAGAGGAAAAUAGAAAUGAUGAGACACCUUAUAAUCAGUGCUUUAUGUGGAACAGGCUGUCUGUACCUUGUUCACUUAUGGUGUGUGCAUCAUGAGGCCUGAAUCAGUAAAUAGUUAGUAUUGCAUUCUAAAUUCCUAA